Molecule: messenger RNA, 1712 nt
Organism: Megalopta genalis
Lineage: Eukaryota; Metazoa; Arthropoda; Insecta; Hymenoptera; Halictidae
Product: putative RNA methyltransferase CG11342
Biological process (GO): negative regulation of pre-miRNA processing
Cellular component (GO): cytoplasm
Molecular function (GO): RNA methyltransferase activity; O-methyltransferase activity
Source: RefSeq, a predicted model, not a curated record
GUGGCUGGUAGUUGUCUCUUCACGGUCCUUGCUGUUCGUGUCGCGAUCGAAGUUUCUCUUCGGUCGCGGUGGAUCGCGGGUUGGUCGGUCACUCGAAGAGAAACUGAAAAGCUGAGCGGUUACGAACGAGGGAGACUGUGCAGAGAGAUUUGAAUCCCGCGCAACGGACGGUCCAACGUUUUGGGCCGACCCUCCGCUCAGAAACGACGGCGGCAGCAGAAGAAACAAGCACAAACCGAUCGCGCCAUUGUGCAGCAAACGACUGAAGCCACGGUCGCCGCCUCGAAUUAACCCGACGGCUAGGCGCCGGUGGUGGGAGAGAACGGGUACCGGGCGCGCAGGCGCGGCGCUUGCUGCUACAGUACCGGCGCAACUUACAUCGCCACUGUGGGCAAUUCACUGGAUAUCGUGGACAAAGUUGUUUUCAACUCUGAGUUUUCUUAAAGGUUCUCUAGCGCGACGCCCGGAGCGGGGAAAAGAAAUGUAACCGUGGCUUUGUAUGAGCCAACGUUCACUUACGCGGAGUCCAACGAAGCGAACGGCACCAAAUUUUCGAGAAAGCAUUCGCUGCCCUUCGCUGCUCGACUCUGCGCGUCGCGCUAGUGGGCUGCUUUAAUAGAGAUAUAUCAUAAUGGACGACGUUGCUACGACACCAUCCGUGGAAAGACAGAAGGAUAAGACGGAUCCGGGCGCUAGUCGGCACGGGAACUUCAUGGAUUAUUACCAAUUCCAUCCUGCGGAAGAGCGCGUGCGACAACUUCCGUGUGACGUGUGGCGGCCAGCCCAUCCGGGCCGGAAAUACGUAGGCCUAGACGUCGGCUGUAACGUGGGGAAGCUGACGUACAUGUUGCACGAGUUCCUGGAGAAGUCCUUAGAUCAAAAGGAGGUUUGUCUCCUUGGCGUGGACCUUGAUCCAAUUUUAAUCGAGCAAGCACAGGGACGUAAUCCGCGACCGCAUCGGAUUAUAUUCGACCACCUCGAUUUCUGCGACGAUGACAGCAAUCGGACGCUGGAAGAGUAUCUUCGCCGGUUCGAGAAGCCACGUUUCGACGUCGUGUUCUGUUUCUCUCUGACGAUGUGGAUCCACCUGAAUCACGGAGACAAAGGAUUGAUCAAAUUCCUGCGGAAGGCUUGCUCGUUAGCGGAGAUGAUCGUGAUCGAGCCGCAACUAUGGAAAUCUUAUGCGAAAGCGUCCAGGAGACUAAGACGAUCCAAAGGCCAGGAUUUUCCGCUGUUGAAAACAUUGAAACUGAGGGGGGAUCCCGCAGCACAUAUUCAAAGAAUAUUAACCGAGUUAUGUAAUUUCCGAAGAGUGACGGUCACUGCCGCCAAUGAGUGGAAGCGAAGUAUAUUAAUUUAUGAGAGAACGUGAGUGUCCACUCUCUUCGGAUUUAUGCGCAUCCGAUCCACGUCAUAUGACUGAAUAGUUUUUUAUGCGACUCCGCAUACAAAUGUACAUAUCAAAUCGCGUCACCUCCUUGAGAGUCUUUUUUAUUACACCUGCCACUCUUUUUUACAAUUUUAUUCAUCGUCUUUGUGGAUGAAAUUGAAAAACAAACUUCGUUUUGGAACAUUCCUUGGAGUUCCUUAUUCUUGUUAUAUUCUUUGUUGAUCCUGUUUUUGUAAAUUCUGAGUGCUUGGCACCUAAUGAAUGAAUCAAAUGGAUUAAUGAAUCAAAUGGAAUUAAAUUGCAAUUUAUUUAUUGAUACCUA